UGGACAACGAACUCUAUGUUAUCUUUCCAAAGUCGUUUUUAUUAUCUCGAUUAAUCGCCAGUUAAUAAGAAAAAUAAAACUCGUUUAUCUUGGAGACGAGUGGGAAUCUAAAGAUCGGUAUCGUGCGGUGUCCGAGGACCGUCAACAAAUUAUUCUCCAAGAUUGGCCGAACUCUUAAACGAGCUUACUUCCCCGAAACGGGAAAAAGCAAGAAUCCUUUGCUUUCAAGGCACGAUCCUGUCUCUCCGUGUUCAAAGCUUGUUCUUUAACCGUUCCAUUCCCGUGGAUCUUAUUCUUCUUCGUAGCGCUACCUCUCUUUUUCAAUUUCGACGCCGUUCUUCCGGAACUCGGCCACUUUCUAAACAAUUAAACGCAUAAAACGUAGCAACGAGAAGCGCGUUUAACCGAGAAACUAUCCUCGGAGGAUCGAACGAAACGUCGAACCACGAAGCGGAAUCGCGAGUUUCAAUACCGAUCGUUGUUUCUGAUGGUAUUAUUCCGAUUUCGCAGUCGCUCCGGUGUGCAAGGAAGAUCGAAUCAUAGUCGUCGGCGCGUCCAGGGGCGAGUCGUUGGACAUCGUUUGCAAAGUGGAGGCCGAUCCACCGGCUCACAAUUUCCGAUGGAAGUUCAACAACAGCGGGGAGACGUUGGAAGUAGCACCGGGCAGAUUCUCUAUGGAGAAGUCGAGCGGUGUUAGUGUGCUGCGAUACACGCCAACCACCGAGCUGGAUUACGGCACUCUGUCGUGCUGGGCGGACAAUUUCGUCGGUACACAGGCGAGACCGUGUCUCUUCCAGCUGGUAGCCGCCGGAAAACCAUUUCCUGUACGUAACUGCACGCUCGCUAACCAGACGUACACCAGCGUCGAGGUGAAAUGCGUAGCCGGUUACGACGGUGGACUCCCACAAAAAUUCAUCCUGGAGGUGUACCACGGUGACGCGGAUUUUCUCUCGACCAGCCAACCCCUAUACAACGUAUCGAACCCUGAGGAGCCUAGUUUCUCGUUGGCGGGAUUGGAAACGACCGUCGAGGCUGGUGUUCACGUGGCGGUGUACGCCGUGAACGCGAAAGGCCGAAGUCAACCCAUCAUUCUCAGCGAAGUGACUUAUCGCGAUGCCGAGAAACGAACCGGACAAGACGCUGGGAUCGUGCUAUCACCGUUGAUAGGAGUGGUGGUCGGAGCGUUGGUCACGCUGGUACUGAUCGUCCUGGUGGUGGUUGUCAGGGUUCGUCGAGAACGAGUCUCGAAACCUCGACACGAGAAACCGGCGGAACUUAGCGAAUUACCCGCGCAGCAGUAUCCUCUGCAAAACACUCAGCAAACCGUAGAAACCGAUCCCGACGUGAUCCCGAAUAAAUUCGAGGGUAGCUUGGUAGAGGUCAGUCCGCCGAGUUAUCCGGGUGGCUAUCCCCCAGGACACUGGGUCACGCCGGGACCUACGCCGAGCAUAGACGAGCUGUGUCAGAAAUUCAGUGGAAGACCAACGGAGCUGAGGUUACCGUCGAGAAGCACGAUACCGAGUUUACAGAGCAUGUCCAUGACUGGAGUGAUGGUGGGUGGUGGGCAAGGUGUCCUGGUGAGCGGCGCCGGUGGGAUCGUCGGUAGUGGCCAGGGUGUCGUAGUCGCCGGAGAAUGUCUGGACGGCGAAGCGAUUAAGAGACGAUUGAUGGCUAACAGACUACCAGAGAGUUGCGUUUAGACGUUUAGUCGUAUCGCGCGUUCAACCAACAGGCUACGAGUCUCGACGAGAUUCUUCGACCUCGAGGCGACCGACACGAGUCGCAAUUUUUAUUCGUGUAUCCUUCCGAUUCGCCAUUCGAGAAACGCGUUUUCCACGCUACUCCGAGAACAACGAUUCGUGUACGGCCAACGGCAACGACGUUCUUCCUCCGAUCGCUUUUUCGGUUUCGAGAACAACCCUGACAGCCUAACCAGAACGUACAUCGUUCUGGGAUAAGACGGAAAAAAUCCAAGGCUGAAGGAAGCCCAGCAGGAAGAACCGAAAACUUCUCGAAACGACGUCCUUUCGCUGUACGACUCUUCGGACAAUGGUGGUGGUCCACGGUGACCCAGCGCACGGCCUGAAACCCUCGAUCCGAAGUACCGGUUAAUCGUUUCGCGUUCGAUGCCAAAACUAUUUAGAAAAGGUGAAAAGGUAGAUAGUACUUGUUAAACUCGCGAAGGUAACUAACAAUUCGGAAGAAAAUGAAAAAUUGCUAACGACUAUAGAAAAGUUGCACCCUCUUUCUACCCGUUCGGCCAAAGUUCGUCCUCGAAUGUCGGUUUACCGAUUACUAUCUACUUUUGUUCGCAACAUCGAGAAACGGUAUCCGCCAAAAGUGUUUCGUAAACGUUUUCUCGAUAGUUAAGUAACAAUUUUUUCUUCCGAAAAAGACACGAAAGGAAAAAAUAGAGGAACAAUAAAACAGGAAAAGAGUUAGGUGAAAAGUUGCUCUCGAGUUUUUCACCUGGGUAAAGACGCUCGAAAGUUGUCUCCUCCUGUCGGCGCAACUUUUCCUCCUCGCAGUUUCCAUAGGUCGACUUCGAGUGCAAUGAUCAUUCGACAGUGUCUUCUCGUAUACUUCUUCUUCUUCUUCUCUACGUGAUUCGCGUUUUCGGCACACGGCCCCUCGACAAACACCGCGAUUUCUUUUCAAUUCGAUUUUACCUAAUUUAUCCCGGCCACUAGUUCUCGAAUCGCGCACAAACAAAAUAUCGUAUUUACGUCGAUAUUAUAACUACGUAAACAUUUUGCUAAUAUUCUUUGUGUCGUCCUUGGAUCGAUUUUUAGCGUAAUCAAAAUAUCGAACGAAUCGUGACUUUUUGUUUCGAACGUGUAUCCUGUUUCGUUGAGAAAUCGAUAAUAAAUACUUGGAGUCGCGACGAAAACGUUGAAUCGUAUCUAUAAAUAUAAUAGAGUUUGUUCGUCGAGACUGAAACAGGCAAAAGCUAGAAGAAAUACAUGUUGCAAAGGUUAACUAAUUCCGUUGAAAAUAUUCGACGACGAGCCUACGGAUCGAAUCCUCCAGACGUCGAUACAUUAGGUCAGGCGAGGUAAAGCGAGCAAAGAUAAAAGCUUCUGGAACGACCCCUCUUCCGGUUCUUCGGAAUGAAGAUGGAUGUAGGAACCGCGCGAAAAUGUGCGAUGGAUAACGCGGACAAAAGGAAAACAGAGAAGAGGGGUUCGGAAAGAGCGCGAGAGUAUUGACAGAAAGGAAGGAAAGGGAAGGAAGAGGGAGAGCAAACAGGGAAGAAACAGGGGGAAUGAAAAGAUAACGCGAUGCUACUUUGCCCGGUUCUAAGGAGACGAGCGAAACGCGAGAAUUCCGAUGCCUAUCAAUCAGCUUCGACGGUUGAAAAAUGUAUGCGCGAUAGAACGGAUGUAUCGUCGCGAAACACGAAUUUUUACCUUUUCGUUUGAAAUCCGAUUUCUCGUUUUCGCGCGUGGAAAGUCUGCUCGAAAAUUAGCCGAUCUUUCCGAUCUCUAACGAUAUAUUUUCGAACGGUAGAAUUUUGAAAUUACGCGACAAGACUGAACACCGAUCUCGAUUAGGGCUAAGUUAGAAUGGCGAGAGUUAAUUAAUCGAAAGUAAAUCGUAGCGAAUUAGCAACUUCCUGAAGCGUGAAAUAUCGAAAUUGCUAAAUAUGUAUCGGAGACAAUCUCGCGAACCCCCGCGUUCUCAACUUUUCGCCGGACACUCGAUCUGCCUUAUCGCGUUCGUAAUAAUCGUCGAAAGCGCGACGAUUCCGAAACUGUACAGCGUGAAAAAUCUGUUUUGUUCGAUUAUCGGGAAAAGCAAAAAUCGCCGUUUAAUCCAAAGGAGCGGUAUCGAAUCCGUAACAGAGAACGAAUCACUGUUCUAAUUUCAUUGGAUCCGAGCGACGAACAGGAGGAAGAUAAAGCCGGAAGAGGCCUCGCGGAGUCUUUGUACUCCGGAUGAAAAAUUCAAUUUAUAAAGUCAGAAAUACCGGGCUUCCACGUGACACUUCGCGACGAAGUCAUGAAACUCGACAGCGGAAAUACGAGUGAAUAAAAAACGAGCGACAAAGUGUAUUCCUAAAAGUACGAAGCGUGGCGAACGAUGGUCCGAAACUCUCGCUCAAAUUGCUGCUUCGUACUUUAAAUGCGAACAGACGAAGACAAAAAUCUUGAUACGAAACGUUAAAUUAUCGUAUGCGUGAAACGUCGAGUGUGCGUGUGUGUGAAUUUUUUUUCUUUUUUUUUUUCGAUGUACUUAAAGAGGAAAACCCAAGAAAAAUAAUGGAAACAGAUGAAACUAAAAUUAACUAAAAAGUCGUUGCUCGUUAGUUAAUGUCGUAUCGUUGUACAUAAGUAUGUAUCGUUGAAGAACUUUUCGAUGGAUCGACUUCGAAAUACGAUUGCGCGAACGUGUCCUCGAGUUAUUAACGCGUUUCUCCCGAUCUGUAACGUAUCGAACGACUCGAAAUAUUAUUUCGUUGCUACAUCGAAAAUAUCUGCGAUCAAGAAUUUAUCGAUUCGAAGACAUACGCUACGCGAAUAAAUUACGCGACAACUAAUUUCAGAUAAAUUUCCAAGAACCAAUAGUUUUCCAAGACUUCCGAGACUUUCGAAUUAUUACAUUUACCAAGACUAUCGAGUUUAUCAAAGUUCACGAAGUUUUCAAGAGUUUCGGGAACUUGUUACGCCCUUUUUUCUUUUUAAACUGUAAAGUGUAGAUCCAUUUUGUUCAUCGAAUAAUAGCAUGCCGCGUUCGAGAUCGAAAAUUGUAUAACGCGCGGGAAUAACGAAGAGAUUAUCGAUGACCGUUCGCGCGGUCGUAAAUCGAAGCGAUUCGAGACGGUGACACGGCGUUCUUCGUCUCGUCGGUGUCUCGUUAACGUGACAGAUUGACAGGUCGUUACUUUCCGAAACCGCUCGACGAACAACGAUCUUUGUUAAUUAGAAUGUCUUCGCCGCAACAUAGAAUUAGUCUCGCUUCGACGAUCCGAACCGAACAACGUUUUCUAUCGAAUACCACGACCAAUCAUCCUCUUAUACCGGAAAGGAACGACCCGAUCAACGGAAUCACGCGUUUUUUCGCGUCCAUCAAAGCAUCAGCCUAACCGACGAAAAUCGAACAAAGACGAAACACGGUUUCAGCGUAGCUACGAUAAACCGAGAAUAUCCACGCGAAUUCUCGAAUGCUCAACGUUUAACCUUUUGCACUCGUGGUCGAAAGAAAUUUAUCCUUUCCUUUAUCGACAAAUAUUAUUCGCCAUCUUACUACGAACGAUGCGGAUGUACAAAGGUGUACGCGAUAAAAAUCGCGGCAUCGAACAAACGAUAACUUUUAUUUGUCCGUUAAUUCCGAGUAGACGAGCGGAUAGUGAAAAUCGUUACCGGUGCAAAAGGUUGAUUUUUCAAAAGAAAGCGAAAAAGGGAAAGAACGAAAGAACGAACGAACGAGAAGAUGAUCGUUGUCGGUUUCGUGUCGUUGUUCGAUCUUUCGAAACGGAUAGAAAAAGGAAGCGUAAUCGUCAAGGAACGAGUGUACAUAAUGAAACGCGACGCGUGUAAAUCGACAUAUAUUGUAUAUUUUAAGUUCACUGUAUAGGUGAUUUCAUAUCAGAACUACCAUAUCGUCUACUAACUCGUAUGUAUAUACCACGUAAAGUUUCGAUCCGAAUAAACUGUUUAACUGUCCGAA
Molecule: messenger RNA, 5670 nt
Organism: Megachile rotundata (alfalfa leafcutting bee)
Lineage: Eukaryota; Metazoa; Arthropoda; Insecta; Hymenoptera; Megachilidae
Product: kin of IRRE-like protein 1
Source: RefSeq, a predicted model, not a curated record